CUAUCGUCACGAUUGUUGCAGGCUGCGCACUGACCAAAUGUGUACCACCAUACAGUACAGUUCAGCUGGAAGGUUUUGUUUUUGUCACGUUUUUGUCGGAGUCUACAAAAUACCACGCGUAAACGACUCCAAUGUGCAUGACUUGGCGGUUGUAACUGAGGCUAAAUAUAGAUAUAGUUGAAGGAUGCGCCCAGCAUUACGAAUGCCCCGCCUUAUGAACCCAACGUGCUCAAAAAGUCAGUCAUAUAAAACUGCACUGUCAACUCGGUCCCAUACUGUGAUAUGUCUCUACUUUCUUGUGGCUGUUGACCAUGGCUUGUACGAAAGAGACGGUUAAGGCUCAUGGCCUUAAUAUAUGGUCUACGGGUGCUCCGCCAGGGUCCACAACAGAAGUGGAGUAAGUCAGCCUACACCAACUUGUAACCUGCCAACUCGUCAUAGUAUCGUCGGUGUUCAGGGAUUAGGCUCUGACCCGUUCUUCACCUGGGUCAAGAAAGGGCGAGCCCCAGAAAGUAAAUCGUCGAGGAAACUUGUGGAUAAGCUAUGGACCAGGAAAGAUAAAAAGCACCCGAAACUAGACGGGAACAACGAGCCCGUUGAGUUUAUGUGGCCUCGAGACCUACUCGUGCCAUCAUUUACGAAUGCGCGGGUUGCCACCUAUAGCUACAAAUCCGGCAAAGGGGUUAAGACCACCUUGCGCCAAUUGGCCGAACAGUUCCUAAACGUAUUGUUCCAACACAGGCAGAAGCCAGAUGAACGCCAAAGACCACUGGUCUUAAUUGGGCACAGCCUUGGGGGGCUUGUCAUCCAACAGGCUCUCGUUAUCGCCGCGCUGAACCGAGACUUUCAAGAGCUUCGUCUCUCAGUGUCGGGUGUAAUCUUCCUUGGGGCACCUUUCCAAGGAAGUAAUGCGGCUGUGCUUGGAAAACGGCUGGCACAGGUCACCGGGGGUGAUCUUUCUCUGUUAGAGUUGCUACAAAAAGAUAAUACAAACCUACAGUCUCUAUCGAAAGAAUUCUCUGAUAGCCACCACGAAUGGGACUUCGUGUGCUUCUACGAAGAUACAGAUGCUGAUUAUACUCUGUUUAAGACUCGGGUAGUAACUGCCUCGUCGGCUACUUUAAGCGGAAGGCGAAUGAUAUUUUUACACACCGAUCACUCUGGGCUUAACAAGUUCAGUGGAUCAAAUGAUGAGAAUUAUGCUUUGGUACUGCCCGAAUUACAGAGAAUGGUCAAUAAUGGACCUUCAAUGGUGGCCAAUCGAUUCAAACCUAAAGUGGGCGAACCAGCUGGAAACAAGCAUUGGCUAGUUCCCCGCGGGAUCAAUAAACUAUUUACUGGGCGCUCUGAGAUUAUCGAUAGGAUCAAAGCGGCGUUACAAGAUGACGGUGCUCAGCAUGCCGGGAAACAGAAGGUAUUUGUAAUUACCGGCCUUGGGGGCAUGGGAAAAACCGAAAUCUGUUUACAAGUAGCGAAUAUAUUGCGGGAAGACUUUUGGGGCGUGUUCUGGGUCGAUGUCGAUAGCGAGUCUACAGCAAAAAACGACUUUAUUUCCGCUGUGGCGUCAUUCGGAUCCUCAGCCAAGAGUGUUGAUGAUGCACGUCGAUUACUUGCAAACACAAAGCAUAACUGGCUCCUUAUUCUGGACAACGCUGACGAUCCGGAGUUCGACUAUCAAGCAUACCUACCAUCAGGGUCUCGAGGUGUGGUACUCGUGACAUCUCGUAUUUAUGACUGCAGUCAAUACAGCACAGUUGGCUCAGAAGUACUCACGAGUCUUGAUAUCGGCCUAUCCAAACAGCUUCUACUCAGAGCAGCAAAUAUUGCCGAGGACCUGUGGCCAUCUGUCGAUCAACAAGCAGAGGAUAUUGCUAAACUCAUUGGUUCACACACACUUGCGCUAAUCCAGGCUGGAACAUACAUUGCCAAGGGCUACAGCCGACUAGACCAAUACCCCGAAGUCUAUGGAAAACAUCGCAAACGACUCCUUACAUAUCGACCUUCACAGGCCCAGUCAAGAUAUGGUGACGUUUAUGCGACCUUUGAAGCGUCUGCCCAGAUUUUAGAGAAUUCUGAGAGUGAGGAUGCUAGAGAUGCUCUACGUUUGCUUGGGAUACUUUCAAUGCUGCAUUCAAGUGCUCUCCCACUUCAGAUAUUCGAAAAUGCAUGGAACCGCUCUAGGAAUGUUCUUCACGUCAGUGACACAGAGAUAGACCUAGGAACUUGCUCCCGAUGGCACGCCUUACAGUUGCCAGAAUUCAUGGAAGUGGAAGCAAACGAAUGGGACCCCCAUCGUCUCAACAAAGCGAGUUACUUGCUUGUUUCGCUUUCAUUUGUCGUGCGAAGCAAUCUAGCUGGGGAAUCACCUAGCCUAUCUAUGCAUCCGCUAGCUCACGCCUGGGCUAAAGAUCGCCAGGAAUUGAUCCAGCAAGGCCAAACCUGGAUCGCCACUGCCUGUAUUGUUGCACUAUCUAUUCUCUGUUAUGGCUCCCCAAGGGACAGCCUAGUGCAUCUCCAAUCUUUGCUCAAUAUAGAAGUCAAGACAGCAUUCUCUCUCGGACCGAAACCCAUGCUGGUCUCGAUUUUUAUCAUUUUUUGCCAGAACCUAGCAACAAACCGGGACGAUUCAAGGCUCAAGACCCUCCUUCAAGACAUAUUCGGCAUUCUUGCAAUCGAGUUUGAUAAACCAUCAAUAGAAUACCUGGAAAUAUACAGAAUUUAUGGGAUAAACUUGCAAGACAUUGGAGAUUUAGCAAAUUCCCUUCAACUAUAUAUACAAAUCGCGAAGAUUCUCGAUGAGAGACUACCUCAUUCUCACUACAAGCGGCUUAUUUCACAGCACAACGUCGCAAAUGCGUAUCAUGCCAGUGGGGAAGUAGAAAAAGCGAUAGAGAUUUUUGAGCAAGUAGUAGAGGCUCAAGAGGACCUUCAUAUUACUAACGGUCGCCGGCUCAUGUCACAGCAUGAGCUUGCCCGCGCAUACGUUGCUAAUGGGCAAGUGGAUAAGGCGAUAGAACUCCUAGAGCAAGUUGUGGAGAUUAAAGGCACAAUGCCCAUUGCUCACCCUGAGCGGCUCAUGUCACAGCAUGUGCUCGCACGCGCAUAUCAUGAGAAUGGGCAAGCGGAUAAGGCGAUUGAGCUCUUUGAGCAAGUUGUGGAGAUUAGAGAAAGCGUGCUACCUAUUACCCACUACGAUCGACUUGCGGCACAAGACGAGCUUGCAUUCAUAUAUAAUGCAAAUAGGAAAGCAUAUAAGGCAACACAUCUCCUAGAGCAAGUGGUAAAGAUUCGAGAGGAAUUGCUACCUACUACUCAUCAUGACCGGCUUGGAUCAGAGCACGAGCUUGGACACACAUAUCUUCAGAUUGGGCGAGUAAAAGAGGCGAUAAAGCUCCUAGAGCAAGUAGUGAAGAACCGAGAAGAGAUCCUUCCUGUUGAUAAUCAAGCCAGGCUCAUGUCACAGCACGAGCUUGCACGCGGAUAUGUUAUAGAUGGGCAGGUGGAAAAGGCAAUAAAGAUCCUGGAGCAAGUUAUGAAGCAUAGAUGCAAACUGCCUACUGACCACCCUAGUCGACUCAUGUCACAACACGUGCUCGCUCGCGCAUAUUAUAAGAAUGGGCAAGUGGAUAAGGCCAUUAAGCUCUUUGAACAAGUUGUGGAUAGCGAAGGCGCACUACCUAUUACUCAUCCCGACCGGCUCUUUGCACAGCAUGAGCUCGCCUGCGCAUAUAAUACGGAUGGCCAAGUGGAUAAGGCAGUAGAACUCCUAGAGCAAGUAGUAAAGAUUCAAGAAGAGGCGCUACCCGUUGCUAACCCGGAGCGGCUGAGUUCACAGCACGAGCUUGCACACAUAUAUCUUGUUAAAGGGAAAGGGGGCCGAGUUAAAGAGGCAAUAGAUCUCUUAGAGCGGGUAGUGAAUGUUCGAGAAGAGGUUCUGCCUGUUACUAAUACUCAAAGGCUCGCAUCUCAACAUGAGCUCGCAUACGCAUAUUAUCUGAAUGGGCAAGUAGAGAAGGCGAUAGAGCUCAUGGAGCAUGUGGUGAAGAUUAAAGAAGAAGUGCAACCUGCUACUGACAAUAGUCGGCUCAUAUCACAAAGUCUGCUUGCUCGUUUCAAGAAGGGGGUAUAAAUACGUGGCUUCAGCAGAUCAGCGGACGUUUUAUAUCCUACAUAACAAGUCAUGUUACCUCAAAUAUCUACAUUCCAAUGAUAUAUAUUUGUUCCAAGCCCAAUUUGUCUCUAUAUGAACCAUGGUGGUGGCGAGCUGGAUAAUAUUGUAUUCGUCGCAGGGUGGCCCGACUUUCCAGCAAAAAGUUGCCGAAGGGCCCGAGAAUGCUGCAUGUAUAGAUUGGUGCAGGUAUUAGCAGAGUAAUUGUUGUGAUUUCACGAGCGACCAGAACGGGACAUCCCAAGGAAGAGGUUCCCUGAGAGAAUUUCGGCACAGAAAUUCGAGCGUGUUGGCUGGAAUCCUUCAGUGCCCAUUCUUAAACCUCGGAGGUUUCGGAGCUGUUGUUGAUCGAGAGGUUUAGUGUUCCGAGUAUGCAAGCAUGAGUCAUUCUGAGUGUUCCACAGUGUCAGCUCGUUCAACCGAGAAUAGGGAGUAAGGGGUUACUUGAAAAUUCCUGUUCGCUCACUUCGACUCAUUAUGAUACAUGAUGGCCGUACCAAAUGAUUCUAGUGUCGCUGAGGGUACUGAGGAUAAUGAAGGGGGAUAUCGACAAUCAUGAUUUGGGUGUAUUCGCAUCUCGACUCAUUAUGGCCCAUUGUGAUACUGAAUGAUUUGAACUUCGCGAGGUGUAGAAUGCGAAGAUAGAUAGAAUAACGCUCAAUUGAAUAGUAUAUAAUGAUCGUAAAC
Molecule: messenger RNA, 4855 nt
Organism: Pseudogymnoascus verrucosus
Lineage: Eukaryota; Fungi; Ascomycota; Leotiomycetes; Thelebolales; Thelebolaceae
Exons: 6
Coding region: 356-4129 (1257 amino acids)
Molecular function (GO): protein binding
Source: RefSeq, a predicted model, not a curated record